UAAAUGGUAAUAUCUGUUUAAGGUAAAAGUGGAAUCGACAGUUUCGUAAUCGUGACUAAUCAGAGCUGAGAAUUGAGAUCCGAGAUAAGACUUAUAAGAGAGCGGUGCCAGCCUGCCUCCAGUGGUGGGUUCCACUAGCACUCAAACUCGGAGGAAGAAUUCUGUGGUCGAUGACGUGGGAACACCUUUCCAAGGCGAACCCAUUCAAAUCAAAAUAGAGUGGGUAAAGAAUUGCACCUGACGCUCUGACCCGAGCGUGAAUUUUUAAAUUGCUACUCAUGGAAAACUAUUCUUCACCCAAAUACAUAGUCGCACCGCGGUUUCCUUCCUCUUAUUCUGUUAAAAUUUUAUAUGUAACUGCGGUAUGUAUAAUUCGUUAAUAUUUAAAUGCCAGGUAAAAUGUCGUCAAAGUGGUUGAUAAUUAUGACACUAUUGCUGUCAUCCUAUAUAUGAUUUUUUAUAUUUCAUUUUGUGUCGAUAAUUUUUGACUUUCUAGUUUUCAUCAUAUUUUUGUGCCUAAAAUUUUCUAAGAAUGCUAUUUUGGCCCCACUAGCAAAUUAAACGGUGUUCUAUUCACGCUGUCCAUGAACACGUGUCCAAGUAAAAGCCCCAUUCCGCGCACUAAUAACUGGAAGGCCCCUGCACCCAUCUAAUGAUGCCUUCUUCGUCAUUGUUUUAUAUUUUUCUUUUUAUUUGCGGGCACACCUUUUUCUUUUUCCUUUGUUACUUUUUGUUCUCUUUUUAGUUCUUACAGCUUCAUGUUGCUUUAUAUCAUUUUUUUUUUAUUUUCCUAUUUUUCCUUGCGCGUUUCUUCACUGUUUGGAGACCGUUAGGCGUUUGAUUUAGAUAGCUUUGGACCGGAAAUACCUCCUCAGCGCUUCUCAGCUUCUGGAACAGUCAAUGCCCCUUCGGCUGUUUCUUUUGACUGGCCGAAGAAGAAACUAGAGUACGAGUAUAUCAAAAUAAAUAACCCUCCAUAUAAAAAUAGUUUGGUUUUGCAUGCCAUAUCCUAUCCAAAGGGGAGGCUUAGGAUUCCGAGAUCAUUUUAUUUACUUAGGCGUUGGCCUGGUCCCACGUUGAAAUACGCGGAACACGUGAUUUAUUCUGCUCGUCACGACCCGAGGUCCAACCUAUUCAAUCCUCGGUUUAUCAGUGAAAUGACAAAGAAACUAGGAAUUCGGGAUGGUGCAAGGAGGAAGAGGAGUACCAAAAAAACCAUAUUUUUUAAUAUAAGGCUCGCAAGGAAUCUUACAUAAGGCGCAAUACGUUCGGACAUGGAAGAAGAGUUGCAAGCAAGUCCAGAGAUACCAAUAAUGAAGAUUUCUGAUGGGAACUUGAAUCAAGAUCCAAAAGGAGGAAAAAAAGAGGAGGAAGAAACGGCCUUGGAGGGAGAAUUUAUAAAAGUGGACAGGGAAUCCUUCGAUGUAAAGGAUAUUUCACUUACUUCUGAACAGCCACCUCCUAUAGACGAGAAGUCUUCCAACAAUGAACAAAGCUCAAACAAUUCAUUCUUGAGUAGAGAAGUUCUUGAAGCGCAAGAGAAGGUAAAAGAACUUGAGCUUGAAUUGGAAAGAGUAGCCGGGGCUCUGAAGCAUUCUGAAUCAGAGAAUUCCCAGCUGAAGGAUGAAGUCUCCAUUACAAAGGAGAAGUUGGAAGAAAGUGGAAAGAAAUAUGAAGAACUCGAAGUUAAUCACAAGAAAGUGCAGCAGAAGAUCGUGGAAGCUGAGGAGAGAUACAACCAACGGAUUAAUGACUUGCAAGAGGCAUUGCAUGCUCAAGAAGCAAAGCAUGAGGAGUUGGCCAAUGUGAAGGUAGCAUUUGACAAUCUUAGCCUUGAGCUUGAGGGAUCAAGAAAUAAAUGGCAGGAGCUAGAGCAAGAGCUGCAAACUUCAGCAGGCGAGGCACGCAAGUUUGAGGAAUUGCAUAAACAAAGUGGUUCACAUGCUGAAUCUGAGACAAAAAGGGCCUUGGAGUUUGAAAGGUUGCUUGAACUUGCGAAGCUUAGUGCAAAAGAAAUGGAAGAUCAGAUGGCCUCUCUACAGGAAGAACUCAAGGGCCUUUAUGAGAUGAUUGCUGACAAGCAGAAGGUUGAGGAAGCACUCAACAGUACCGCAGCUGAGCUUUCUGAAGUUCGUGGAGAGUUGGAGCUUUCAAAAUCACAGUUGGUUGAAAUGGAGCAGAAGCUUGCUUCAAACGAAGCUCGUAUGCAUGAACUGACCCAAGAACUAGAUAUUAGAAAGGCUUCAGAAUUUCGUGUAAAGGAGGACAUGUCAACACUUGAGAAUUUGUUCUUGUCAACAAAAGAAGAUCUUCAAACUAGGUCGUCUGAGUUGGAAGACGUCAAAUUGAAGCUGCAGGAGGAAUUGCAUUCAAAGGAAUUGUUAGAAGCCGAGCUAAAAGAUCAGGUAGCAAAGUUUUCAACUGUACAGGAUGAACUGCACAUAGUAAUCAAAGAUAAAGAAGCUCUUGAAGCUGCUUUGGAGGAUUUAAACAGUAAUGCUAUUCAGAUGAAGGAACUAUGCAAUGAUCUGGAGACGAAGUUGCAGUUAUCAGAUGAGAACUUCUGUAAAGUGGAUUCUCUCCUCUCUCAAGCUCUGGCAAACAAUGCUGAGCUGGAGCAGAAGUUAAAAUCUCUAGAAGAGCUCCAUCACGAAUCUGGGUAUGCAGCAACCACUGCCCAACAAAAGAAUCUUGAGCUGGAAACCAUAGUACAGGCCUCAAAUGCAGCAUCAGAAGCUGCUAGAUCACAAUUGCAAGAGCUUGAGGCACGAUUUAUUACUGCAGAACAGAGAAAUAUAGAACUAGAGCAACUUAUCAAUCUGCUAGAGGUUAAAAGCAAUGAAGCUCAAAGAGAACUCGUAGAGUUCUCUGAGAAAAUUACUGUUCUUAGUGAAACACUGAGAGAGGUUGAGGAAGAAAAGAAGCAACUGAGUGGCCAAAUACAAGUAUAUGAGGAUAAGAUAGCUCAGAUGGAAUCUGACCUGAAUCAAUCGUCUUCUCGUAAUUCUGAGUUGGAGUUGGAACUGAAGGCUGUUUCAGAAAAAUGCACUGAGCAUGAGGGUCGAGCUAAUACGACACAUCAACGUAGCCUUGAACUAGAAGAUUUAGUCCAGAAGUCCCAUUUGAAAGUAGAGGGUGCUGGCAAAAGGGUAAGUGAUCUGGAACUGUUGCUUGAAACAGAGAAAUACAAAAUCCAGGAGCUUGAAGAGCAAAUAAGCUUGUUAGAAAAAAAAUGUGGAGAUGCAGAAGCAGAGUCAAAGAAAUACUUUGAUAAGAUAUCUGAGCUUGAACCAGAACUCGAGAAAUUUCAAUCGCAAGCAUCAAGCCUUGAGGCUGCCCUGCUAAACGCCAAUGACAAGGAAAGAGAAUUAAUUGAUUCCUUGAAUAUUGUGAGAGAUGAGAAGAAAAAUAUAGAAGAUGCAUUUAAAAGUUCCAGUGAAAAGCAUGCAGAAGCGGAAACUCUCCUUGAAGUCCUACGGAGUGAAUUGAGUCUAACACAACAGAAAUUCGAAAUCAUGGAAAAUGAUCUUAAAGAUACACAGACGAGAGAAAGUGAAGUUGUUGAGAAGCUCAAGUCUGCUGAGGAGCAACUAGAGCAUCAAAGUGGAGUAUUAGAGCAAACUACGGCAAGAAAAUCAGAGCUCCAAACAUUACAUGAGUCUUUAAUCAGGGAUACAGAGCUAAAACUCCAGGAAGCAAGUGCAAACCUCUCCAGCAAAGAUUCAGAGGCUAACUCACUGUAUGAGAAAAUAAAAAUUCUUGAAAGUCAGGCGAAGGUUUUCGAAGAGCAGAUAGCUGAAGCAGCCGAAAGAUCUGCGUUUCUGAAGGAAGAAUUGGAUCAGAUUUCGACCAAAUUAUCUUCUUCUGAGACAUUGAACGAAGAACUCAAAAGAAAACUUUCAGAGGAAGAGAAUAAAGCUGCACAGUUUUCUUCAGAGAAUGAACUGCUAGUUGAGACCAAUGCGCAGCUAAAAAGCAAGAUUAAUGACCUUGAAGAAUCACUAAAUCUUUUUCAUGCUGAGAAGGAAGGCACUGCUCAGCAACUUGCUGCUUACAUGAGUAAGGUUGCUGAAUUAACAGAUCACCACUCAAAAGCAUCUGAACUCCAGUUAGCAGCUGAAGCCCGGGUUUCAGAGACUCAAAGAGAGUUAGAAGGGACAAUUCAGAAAUUUAGUCAGAGAGAUUUAGAAGCUAGAGACCUAAACGAAAAGCUAGACGCACUCCAAGAGCAAAUAAAGAUGCACGAAGAACAGGCGCGCGAGGCUUCUGGUGUCGCAGAAACUCAAAAAAUUGAGCUGGAACAGACCCGGUUGAAAUUGGAGGGUCUGGAAAUCAUCAUUGAGGAGAUGCAAAGGAAGGAAGGUCAACUUGAAAAGGAGAGAGAACAGCUAGCUGAGUCAAAUUCAAACCUUACUCAGGAACUAGCCAGGAUUGCAUCCGAACUAAAUGAUCUACGAUCUAAACUGGCUGCAGCAGCAAGUGAGAAGGAUGAAGCUGUAGAACAGCUUAACUCGUCAAAGAAACUGAUAGAAGAUUUAAAAGAGCAGCUUGCGCUUGAGAGACAGACGCUACAGUCCCAGAAAGAAGCCGAGUCUCAAAGAGAUUUGGGAAGGGAAGCUGCUGUAAAGUCUUCCUUGGAAGAGCUUGAAGCUAAGGACAAAAUGGUCGUGCUCUUGCAAAACCAAGUGAAAGAACUUGAGCACAAAUUGCAGCUCGCUGAUGCUAAAUCCAAAGAAAAGGAAGGACACGGUGAAGCAAAGGACGAAGGAGUGGAGAUCAAAUCCAGGGACAUGGGAUCGACAAUUUCAACGCCAUCAAAACGCAAGAGCAAGAAAAAGCUGGAAUCCACAUCUACACAGCCACAGCCACCACCAGCGUCCUUGGAGAUUCAAACCACCGAGUCCUCUCCUCUCGCGACCUUUAAAGUCAUUUUAGCCGUGGGGCUGGUGUCCGUGAUCAUCGGUAUAAUUCUUGGCAAAAAGUAUUAGUUUUGUUAGUUACGGCUUUCCAUGCUUUUUCGGUUUUGGCUCCUCCAUUUACAUUCUGCCAUUUCUUCUUUUUGUUCAUCUUUUUGAAUUUCUCAAGAGAGGAGGAGUGGGGAAGGAGCGUUUAUUUAUUGUAGUUUUGUUUAUGCAAGCAGAAUGGGAAUUUUCUCUUCUUCUUUUUUUUUUUCUUUUGUUGGGGUGGGUUGGUUGGUUGGUAUGUUUUCAGAGUCGGGGGGGUGGGUGGGUGGGUGGGUUGCUUGAAGUUGGUAAGGGAAUUGGUUUUUCAUUGCUAUCCUUUACCUGUAUGCAGAGCGAGAAACAGUUCUUUUUUUCAUGUCAUGUGUAUUUAUUUAUUUAUAGUGUUUGAUUUAUUACCUCCAAUAAGUGUGUGUCGUGCUUCACUCAGGGAGAAUGGCAAUUUGAGCUAAGAAAUAUCUCUUUUUGGCUUUACCUUACUCACCUCCAAUCCUAUUGGGACAGCCGUAGGCGCAUAUAAUACAAGGAUAAGGUUUUUCCAUUUAUUUAUUUUUUAUUUUUGAGCUAAUUCUCAAUAACAUCACUCGCUGGUUACUUGUCUCUGUUCCAA
Molecule: messenger RNA, 5571 nt
Organism: Diospyros lotus (date-plum)
Lineage: Eukaryota; Viridiplantae; Streptophyta; Magnoliopsida; Ericales; Ebenaceae
Exons: 6
Coding region: 1275-4988 (1237 amino acids)
Source: RefSeq, a predicted model, not a curated record